AUGCCAAAAAAGAAAAAAGAGAAUUCGUGUGGUUAAUUGGUUAGGGGUAUAUUUACUUAAUUGGUUGACUUUCGUUGGACAGUGACAAUUUUUGUAACAAAAUUUCGAAAAUUAGUAGGCUUAAAAUUUGUUUACAGGAGCACAUACGUGAACGCCGGUUUCCUAUAUUGUGAAGACUCGAGCGACAAAGCGCAUGCCACUUUCUCGCUUUCAUGGAACCAGGCCAUGCAUGUGUUUGUUUUCUUCAUCCCACAGCUCGAUAAUCACGAAAUAAAACCCGGCAAGAAUCUGAAAGUAAACAUUAGCGUUCCUAAUCUACGACUUUUCGUGGGGAACAUACCAAAGUCAAAAGGCAAAGAGGAGAUCUUGGAGGAAUUUGGUAAAUUAACAGCAUCAUCAUCAUCACCAUCACCAUCACCAUCACCAUCAUCAUCACCAUCAUCAUCAUUAUCAUCAUCACCAUCACCACUACCACCAUUAUUUCGUCAUUAUAGGGUCAGUAUCAUGUUACUAUCAGUACCAGACCAUGACUACUACCACUACGAUCAACGCCAUUCGUUAUUUGCUAUCAAACACACACAUGUACAAUAUUACUCAGUUUUACUUUUGCGCGCGUAAACACAUACAUAUACAUAGUCAGUCUUGAUCUUUGCGUUUGAACUUUGAUCUUCUUGGUGAUUUGAAUGUAUAGUUUGGUUUAUUUUUUUUUUUUCAUUAUAUUUUUUUUGCUGUUUCUUUUUGUUAUAUUUUUUCUUUCUUUAUUUGUUAUUGACAGUACAAGAAAAAGAAAGACAAAGUAGUUAGAAGAGAAAAUGUGGAAGCAAUUUAG
Molecule: messenger RNA, 829 nt
Organism: Heterotrigona itama
Lineage: Eukaryota; Metazoa; Arthropoda; Insecta; Hymenoptera; Apidae
Source: the annotation of a GenBank genome assembly